Molecule: messenger RNA, 348 nt
Organism: Aspergillus calidoustus
Lineage: Eukaryota; Fungi; Ascomycota; Eurotiomycetes; Eurotiales; Aspergillaceae
Source: the annotation of a GenBank genome assembly
AUGAUUACCUUCUUCCAUCAAAUGCCAGGCUUUGCGUUCCAGCUUCGUGCAAUAUGCGCUCUUUUUGCAGUGCAAGGCGCUCUCGGUUCCCUACGAACGUUCAACUUCACCGUUCAUACCGCCCAGCGCAGCCCAGAUGGGUACUCCCGUGAAGUCUACCUGAUCAAUGGACAGCAGCCCGGUCCAAUGAUUGAAGUUGACGAAGGGGAUGAUGUGGAGGUGUUCGUUCGUAAUGAGUUGCCAGUUAGCACUACUAUCCAUUGGCAUGGGAUACUACAGCGUGGAACACCGGACAUGGAUGGGGUCCCAGGAGUAACCCAGGUGCCUGUGCCGCCCUUCAAGCGCUAA